This is a messenger RNA of Soboliphyme baturini, 636 nucleotides long. NCBI's taxonomy places the organism in Eukaryota, Metazoa, Nematoda, Enoplea, Dioctophymatida, Soboliphymatidae. The record is from the annotation of a GenBank genome assembly.
AUGCGAGCUGUUGCGGGCAUAUUGAUAAUCGUCCUGAAGACAAUGGUUUUGGCCACUGACCCUAGUCCAUUGCAGAUCACAGUCCUUUACGAAGCUCUGUGUUCGGACUGCAUGAAACUGUUCACACAAGUGUUGUCUAAAUUUGGUCCAGCACUGCCGAGAUUUGCACACAUCGAGCUCGUACCCUAUGGCAAUGCGAAGAGAACUGAAGCAUACGGCAUGCAGCAAUUCCAGUGUCAGCACGGGCCUCAAGAAUGCGUUAUGAAUACCUUCCACUCCUGUGCCAUCCACGUAUUGAACAACGAAGCUCGAUCGCUCGCAUUCGUCACAUGCCUUGAGGAAGGCCGUUGGAAGGAGCUCGACAACCAUUACACGGUCAGUGAAUGCUUUCGAUUUCUUCGUGUCAGUCCCGACGAGCAGUCACAAAUCUGGAGCUGCAUGGUGAACGGACUUGGAAUACAACUGCAGGAAAAAAUGGCCAGAAUAACAGAAAGCGUACGCCCAGAAAAGCACACAUCUGUCCCUUGGAUCGUGAUUAACGGUGUGAGCACGAAGGCAAUGCAACUCCAGCAAGACCAUCUUUUCCAACUUUUCUGCCUUCGAUAUCGUGGUCACAUACGCCCUCCCGGUUGUUGA